Molecule: messenger RNA, 7335 nt
Organism: Pocillopora meandrina
Lineage: Eukaryota; Metazoa; Cnidaria; Anthozoa; Scleractinia; Pocilloporidae
Source: the annotation of a GenBank genome assembly
UUUUUGGAAAUUCUAAUAACUGAAAGAAAUGAAUUCGUCUUCCUUUCUUGUUGGUACCACACGACAAGAAAGAGCAGCAAUAUCGAUUUAAAGGUUCAUCCACGUCACUGCUAACUGUGAAUCACUCACGUUGGUUUCUUUCAUGGCCAAAAAGCUGUUUGGUUUUCAGCAGUUAAGGCGAGCUUUCAGAACUCUUUGUUAUAUUUUGUUGAUGUACAUAUCCUCCAUCAGCUUAACAUUUUAUAACAAAUGGCUAUUGAAGGUUGGUAGUUUUCCCAUGCAUAUGUAAAGUCUUUGACUUACCUAGCUUUAAACCUUUCAUUCUCAAUAUCAGAAAGCUAAUUCUCCUAAGCUAUGUCCAUAAAUUACUUUGUUGGCUGGUACUGAAAAUUUAUUGUGAUAUCAAGACAAAUAUCCCUUUUGUUGAAAAUUUUCUUCGUUUUCAUUACCUGUCUGGAAAAUAUUGUUUGAAAAUUGUAUGGAGAUUUUACUUAUUGAUCACUGCAGGAAGUGAAAGGAUUAAGAUAUGAUAUAUUAUGACUGAGUGGCAAGGUUGCAUGGGAAAAUAUUUGGCUUGAGGUCAUGAUAUACAGACCAGGGGGAGUGAGGUCCUUGUGUGAUGAGUCAAAUGUUUUCCUGUCUGACCCAACCAAACUCAGUUAAUGAGCAUAUAUCAGAUAAGCACUAAGUGUUGAAAAUUUCAAAACUUUUGUUUUAGCCUAAAGACAGUAAAAACCUGCAUAAAAGAACAAGUGCAUUUAAGAACAUUCAGGCUGAAAUUUGUUCAAAAAAGUACCAAAUACACAAGAACACAUUCAGCCUGAAAAAAGAUCCCUCUUUCCAGUGCUGUACCUUAGUAGAAGACUGGAAAGAGGGAUCAUUGGGGUGCUGGUGUAUUUUGAAUUUGCUUGGCUUUUGCUGAGUUUCCAGUUGUUUAUCACCAGAUCUGCUACCCCUUCACAAAUAUAAUAUUAUUACCUUGAUUAAUGCAGUUAUAAGGUUAAUUCCAUCCAUUAAUUAAAAUGUUGUGCUUGCACAUCGAGUUCAUCUGUUGGUAUUUAAUAUUUAAUGUAGUAUUUUAAUAUUUAAUGUAGUAUUUAAUGGUUAGAAACAAUUUUAAGAACACCUUAAGAACAUUUUCGAGCUGAUUUUGCAGGAAACACCAGAUAAAUAAAAACAAAAUCAGCCUGAAUCCUCAAAACACAGGUACUUUAUGUGGGUUUUUACUGUAUAGGAGGUGAUAGACUGGUACAUGUAGGACAAAGGGAAAAAAGACUUUGCAAUAAAAACUUUUUCCUUGUUUUUUUGAGUCUUAAAAAGAAACUUGCAGUUAGUUCCUUGAAAAAUGCCACUUUUUUUUUUUUUGCUCUUUUCCUUCAAUUUUGUGCAACAAAGCUGUGUGAGUGCAAGGCUGGCCAGGUUUUUCUGGACCUGCUUGAGUCAACCCUACAUACAUCAGCUUUCACCAUGGUUUUCUAUGAGAUUGUGCACAAAUAGGGCCACACACAUCAUGUGAUAAUUAUGCUUAUCUCUAGCGGAUGGAAUGUGUGUGAUUUGUACUCAAUGACUCUUGUAUAUUACUUAUAUAAUAUGCUCUCAUCCUUUAUUUCAGAGGUUUCACUUUCCUUUGUCUGUGUCAGUGGUACACUAUGCAAUGGUAUUUGUCAUUGCGGCAAUUUUGAGAUUCCUUUGGGAAUUAAAGACAGGGAAGACACGUAUUAUUUUACCCUGGUCUGUGUACUUAAAAAGAGUUCUACCCACAGGUGAGAGGGUGGAAAAUCCUUUUAAUUGUACUUAAGACUAGCUUAUGACCCCAAAUGUUUGCAUCUUGUCUUCUAAGAAUUGUUCUUCCUUUUUAUAUUCUGGUACCUUAUGAAAUAUUUGAAGAUUCCUCAAAGAAUUAACAACAGCUCUAUAAAGUAUAAGACUGAUGUUCAAGUACUUAAUUUUUAAAAUGACCCUUAAAGAGGAAAAGUUUUGCAGCAGAUCUUGCCAUGUGUGAGUAAUGUAGCUCAUUGUCUUGGUGUAUAAAGUAACAUGUUUUCUGGUUAAUUAGGUAAAAUUUCCGACAGAUUACAGUUCCAUGUAGUUGAAAAGGAGAUUGCUGAUAGCCCUUAACUCUGAUUUUAUUUGAUUUCCUCUUUUUCUAGCAAUAGCUUGUGCUCUGGACAUUGGGUUUUCUAACUGGAGCUUAAUGUUCAUCACAGUGUCAUUGUAGGUAUUUCCUCAUGGAAUGAAUCAUUUAUUAGUGGAGGAUAUUAAAUGUUCACAUUGGGAGAGUUUUUUUCAAAUGUCAUGGGUACCUUUUACUUGAGUAAGUGGAAUGAAUGAAAGAAAAGCUGAAUUUUAUACCAUUGGCACUCAAAGACUGGUUUGUUUUCCCAAGUAGCUAAUUUGUAAUGUUCUGAAACAUCAUGAAAAGCAAAAAAGUUACAGUUCAGGUGGUUUUAAUUUUGUAUUUUCACUGGUCAUGAAAAUUAAAAACACUUGAUCUGGUAUCCCCCUUCCCCCCCAGUUUCCUCUCCCCCUAUUCUGUGACAUACUCAUGAAGAUGUGAAAAAAAUCAUGAAACAAUUGAGGUACAAGAUGUAAUUUGAAAACUCCUUCCAAGUCCUGACUAAAUGCAAUAAUCACCUGCAUGUAAAAUUCACUUGCAGAGGUGUUAUUUCAUUUUCCUAACAAGGACAAAGCAGUUUCAAUUUUGGGAAAGAUUGUUUCUUAUACAGUAAAGAGGAAUUUUCCCUAGUUAUUUUUGGUCAAAGAAAAAGCCCCUCACAAAGACUCAAAUGCCAUUGAUCAAUUUAUCAGAUGCAAUUAAUUCGUUUAUUGAAAUUGUUUUACCUUAUGAACAUGAAAACCAUGACAUAUAUCCUGUGAUGAAUUGCAUUGAGAUUCUGGCACCUUCUGUAAAUAUGACGGUUACAAAUGAGACACUAAGUUUUGCUUGUAAACUGUUCUGCUUAAAUCCCCAAUUUUGUCCACCCUUUAUCUCCCUGAGUGACCAAGACAGAAUUUCUCCUAACAUUAUCAACACAAUAUCAAGCAGACAAGUGAUGAGAAUUUUUAAAAAAAGGCCAAUUAGGAUAUCAAUACCAAUAGCAAAUUCUCAAAACUGACAAUAAUUUUAUGGCAGAUAGUAAGGAGAAUUACCAAUGAGAUCUUAGGAGUGAAAGGGUUAAUUUGACAAAUUGAGAUACAGAACAUAACUGAUUCAGAUUAAGUAAUGAUUCAGAUUUAUCCCCUAAUUUGCACAAUUUUAAUAAAUAGAGAUAACCAAGUAAUCUUCCCUUGUUUAUUUCAGAUACACCAUGACUAAAUCUACAAGCAUUAUUUUCAUCCUCAUGUUUGCUUUUGUUCUCAGAUUAGAGCAUUGGGUAAGUAAUAAAAUGUAUCCCAGUGUAGUUUGUGUUCAUGUAGAGUUUAAAAAUCUAGUUGGUGGGAUUAAGCAACCAAGCAGUGCCCCCCCUCAAAAAAAGAUGAUCAAGUCAACUUUCUACAUGUGCUAUUUUAAACCAAGCAUGUGAUCUUAGACUGUUUUGAAAUAGCUAUAACUGCAAAUGAUAUAGAACAUUGAAAAUAAUGCUGAGCGCGUAGAUUUUCACAGCAGAUAAUUUUUAACCCAGUAACCAUUAGUUUGUUUUUCUUUGUGUAUUUGACAGAACUUUUCAUUGGUGGCUGUAAUCCUGUUAAUUGCGAGUGGCUUGUUUUUAUUCACUUAUGAGGCUACUGAAUUCAAUAAGGAGGGAUUUGUCUUGGUAAGUUAAUAACAAAAACAAAAGUAUAUAUUUUUUAAAUGGUGUUUUUCAAUUCUCUAGUGAUAGAAAUUGUUUAGUUUAUCUAUGGUUAUCAGUUGUGUUUAAAUUUCAGUCAUAAUUUUCAAUUUUAGUUAACCCUUUAACUCCCAAGAUCUGAUUGUUAACUCUCCCCUCUUACUUCUACUCAUUCCCUGGUAAAUUUGCUACAAUAAUUUGGGGAUAGAUCAAGAUAACAACUUCUACUUGUCUAAGUUUGAGUUUUCUCAUUACCUGUUUGCUCAAUAAUGUAUGGAUGUUAUAGGGAGAAGUUACAUGUUAAUCGCUUCUGGUAAUUAAAGGGUUAAAUGACACUGACAUGAAAGGUUAGUGUUCAAGAUGGAUCUAAUAUUUCACUAUGGUGUAUUUCAUCCUCAAGGUGUUAACUGCUUCAGCACUGAGUGGCUUACGAUGGACACUUGCGCAGAUUUUAACACAGAAAGAAGAUUUAGGUGUGGUUCUUGUUAACAUGAGUAAUAGUGAUAACUGAAAUAUUAAAAUUGAGUACUUUAAGAAACAUUUAUUUAUCUUCAACAGUUGUGGAUUCAAAACAUUUAUAACAGUACUGUACACAAAACAUAUACCCUAAGAGCUAAGGUCUUACUACAUGUACAUUGCUCUUGUGUUUCUAUCCUUUUGUAGGUCUUCACAACCCCCUUGAUACACUUUAUCAUCUCCAACCUUUUAUGACAUUAACUCUGAUUCCCCUGGCAUUUUACAUAGAGGGUAAGUCAAUCAACUAAAAAUACAUUGUCUUAUUGUUGAAAUUUCAUUAAUAAUCGAUCCUAGCAAGUUAGCAAAUCAGGGAGUUAUUGCCAACACUUAUUAACAUGCAUACUUACUACAGAACUACUUUACAACUUUGUUUUCCUUCCAGCAAGAACAAGUUUAUAAUAAAUGUCUAACCAUUUGACCCCUAAGAGUGACUAGCAUGUAAUUUCUCCUAACAAUAUCACCCCUGAAUCAUACUUAAAAGUUACACAAAUAAACAAAUGAUCAAUAACUAAAGAAACUUUUGAUUGUAAAACAAGUUCUCCUCUUAAGAACCCUUGGAAAUGCUGAGAGAACAGUAUGGAGAAUAUGUACACAGAUAUUAGGGUUUAAAAGGUUAAAUUAAUUAAAUACUUGUUAUUUGUGAUUUUGUAGGACAGGACUUGGCCAUGUCACCAAAGCUCUUCAGGGCCUCAGAUAGUUAUACCUUAUGGGUGACCAUUGCCAUGGUGAUGUUUGGGUGUUUCUUAGCCUUCAUGAUUAGUGUUUCUGAGUUUCUUCUUCUCUCCCAUACAUCAAGCUUAACACUCUCCAUAUCAGGAAUAUUUAAGGUAAACUGAAAGAUUUCAUUAGUAGGAUCACAUACUGAGCAGUUUUAUUAUAACGUUUGGAUAUAAUGUGCAGUGUCAUUGGUUGAAAGAGUGUGGUCUAUUAUAGUAUAGAGCAUGCUGACAACACUGUUGUUCACUUUAGAAAUAAAGUUUGUUUUGAAAUUUGAAAGAAAUGCAUAGGGAAUUUAACAGACUUUUUAUUGUAAAACAAAUAGAGAAGCCUUGACUGUGCUCUGUUUUGUUGUAAAGCACUAGGAAGCAGCUAGAGCACUCAAGAAGUGGGGAGAAACACUCAGCUACACCUCCUAUUUCUCCCUAAACUUCUUUUGUGCUCUAGCUGCUUUCUGUGUACUUUACUUUUUUUUCUGAUAUUAGUGAAAUACACUGCCUGUAAAUGUGAUGUGGCUUGAUGUCAGUAAUUCUAUAACUGCACUUAUGUGGAAUCUGUGGCUGAAAUUGACAACUCUGUGUCUUUAUACAAGCAUGAUCUUUAAUACUCUAAGACUGACGUUGGUUGAAACUAAAGAAAAUAACAAACGGUUACACUAGUUACACAAUAUACAACCUAAAAAAAUAACGAACAACAAGACUAUGAAAUACUUACAUUGUUAUGACCAAAGAAACAUUACUCAACUGCUCUUAGCAAAAAAAAAAAAAAAAGAAACGGUUAUAUUACUCGAUAAAUUAUGCAGGCAGCACAGAGCGACAGAAGGUGGCAACAGAAUGACAAGAAAAGCAAUAAUUAAACAAUAAGUAUAAUUACAAAGUGAAAAGACUUAAAUAAAUGGACUCCAAACACGCAAAGAGAAAAAAGAGAAGAAAAGAAAAACCAACAAGAAAAAAAUCACACUUAGAACUUACAAAUUCAUCAAAGGUUUAUUUCAAGAAAGUUAGCAGAGACCCCUCUAUGUAUUUCAGGGUGAACUUUUUUCACAUUUCCCUGCUCACUAGCCUGUCAGUGUUGGGUCAUUUAUCUUGCUCAUUUAGCAAGUCUUUUCCUUUUCAUCUUCUCUUUGAUAAGUUGUGGGUUUGGCAAGUAAAUUGUUUUCAACCUAGUGGUUCAAUGUGAUGGUGUUUUAAACCCUUUAACCCUACGAGUGACUAGCAUCUAAUUUCUCCUUACAAUAUCACCCCUGAAUCACACAUUAAGGUUAUGAGAAUGAAGGAAAUGAUCACCAAGUAAAGAAGCUUUUGAUCAGUAAACAAAUUCUCCUUGUCAGCACCUUAGGAAAUGUAUAAAGAACAGCAUGGAGAAUAUGCAUGAUGACAAAAACAUGUAGAGGGUUAUGAAUGGUGACUGCUGUUGGGGUGGCUAUAGAUACACGUGUACCUUUGUCAUACUGCUCAGUUCCAUUAAUUCUUGAUGAGGUUGAUUGUUGUGUAACACAAAGUUUUGUUACCUUUUUUUUAACCCAAUCCUUCUUUUUAUUUAAAGGAAAUCUGUACAUUAUCUCUCGCCACUGAGUUUGCAGGGGAUAGAAUGACUACUGUGAACUUUUUUGGGCUUGUCCUGUGUCUAAUUGGAAUAAGUGUCCAUGUUGUGGCAAAGGCAACAAGAGGUAGGUUUCAUAAAGAAUGAGGACAUUGUUGGACUCACAUUAUCAGCAAACCAUCAAACAAGUAUAUGUAACCAGAAUCACUGUUACAAUGACUUGUAUUGGGUACUCAAUCUGUUUACAAUACUAGCAAGCACUUCUCAAGAAAUUGCGUCUUCCUGGAUUGGCAUUGAUUGACUAUAAUACCAUAUACUACAACUUUUAUUGGCCAAAAUUUAAAUUUAAAUUCUAAUUUUCUUUUCAGAUUCAGAGAAUUUGAAGUUAAGCAAACAGAAAAUAGAGGAACUCAAGUUGAAUGGUGAUAUUGAACUAAAAGGCCUGCUCCUCGCAGAUCAAGAAAAGCUUGGAAGUGAUGAUGAUAAUGAAGAAUAUGAACUGAAUGUUCAUGGGCAAAGAUAGUAGAGGAUAGGACCUCUGGAGUAAAAUUACGUUAUUUAUCUGUAAAAUCUCUCUAGGAAUAUUCUAAAUUUGGAUUUAAAGUCAAAAAUAUUGAAUUUAUUUUGAAAAUUAUAUGCUGUGCAACAAAUUAUUUCCUAAAUUGUAGAAAUACUUGAUAUAACCUGCAGUGGGUACUAAACGAAAAAAAAUUGUGAGGGAUUUUUUACAAAUGUCUUAUUUCCUUCAAAGGAGGGAAUGUCUCAGGGAUUUUAGGGGUGGGUGGGAAAA